ACAACAAAUCUCAUCAAUCUCUUGCUCACCAUCUUUAUUCGCAAUGCUGGGAGUUACCACCACCGUUGCUGCAUAUCAUCUCCUCCUUGUUCUUGUUCUUCUUCUUCUUCUUCUUCUUCUUCUUUUCGUCGACGGCGGUCGUUGCCGCACGGCAGAGGUGGAGGAGGAGGAGAGGAGAGUUGUAGCUCUGCGUCAGCUGGAAUGGGGGGAGAGCAGUGCUCCUCGGAUAAGCUCUCCUUUGAUAUCAAGAGAACACUCGGGUGCGACGGUACUACAGCUGAAACAUAGCUCGCGUUUGUGCCGGGAAAACAAGGACUACGAGCAUCAUCUUCGCUAUCUCCUCAUUUCUGACGAAGAAAGGGUUUCGUGGCUACAAUCUCGAAUCAAGCGCUCCAUUCCGAAUAACUUCCAAAAGGACUCCUCCGAGACGCAAAUCCCUCUCAACUCUGGGAUCAGGCUCCAGACCUUGAAUUAUGUCACCGCCGUCGGGAUCGGCGGCAAAGCAACGACGGUGAUCGUCGACACGGGAAGCGAUCUCACUUGGGUGCAAUGCAAGCCCUGCGUCUCCUGCUACACCCAGCAGGACCCGCUAUUCGACCCCUCCCUCUCCCCUUCCUAUCGCUCCGUCCCGUGCAAUGCCACUGCAUGCAGUUCCUCCCUCCAAGCGGCCACCGGCACCUCAGGUAUCUGUGGGAAUGAUCGGACGAGCUGCUACUACUUGGUGAGCUACGGAGACGGCUCGUACACUCGCGGAGUACUAGCGCAAGAAAGAAUCAGUCUCGGCGAAACAAAUGUGGAGAAUUUCAUCUUCGGUUGCGGUCGAAGCAAUCGCGGGCUCUUCGGCGGAACCUCGGGCUUAAUGGGUCUCGGAAGGACCGAACUCUCGUUGGUUUCGCAGACAACUAAUCAGUUCGGAGGAGUCUUCUCCUACUGCUUGCCUUCAAGGCCAUACAAUUCCUCAGGCUCCUUGGUUCUGGGCAGUGAUCUUUCUGUUUAUAAAAACUCUACGCCGAUCUCGUACACUAGGAUGAUCUCCGACCCCGAGCAGCAGCCGUUCUACUUCCUGAACCUAACGGGGCUGCGCGUCGGAGCCGUCGAACUCCAAGCUCCGGGGUUCUCGAACGGCAAAGUUCUCAUCGAUUCGGGCACGGUGAUCACGCGGCUCGCGCCCUCGGUCUACAAGGCCUUGAAGGAUGAGUUCGUGCGGCAGUUCGCGGCGUACCCGACGGCUCCGGGGUUUUCGAUCCUGGACACUUGCUUCAACUUGUCUGGGUAUGAGGAAGUGAAGGUGCCAACACUUAGGCUAGGGUUUGAGGGAGAUGUGCAACUGAAUGUGGAUGUAACAGGGAUCUUCUACUUUGUUAAAAGGGAUGCUUCUCAGGUGUGCUUGGCUUUUGCAAGCCUUUCUUAUGAAGAUCAAGCUGGGAUCAUAGGAAACUACCAGCAGAAGAAUCAGAGGGUUGUUUAUGACACCAUUGGAUCAAAGCUAGGGUUUGCUCAAGAGGAAUGUAGCUACAGCUGAAGGGAUAAGAAGGAAAUUAAAUUAAGGCAAAUGUAAUGCAGUAUGUACUUUGUGUUUAUCAUAAUUCAGGGUGGGGGACAGUGAAACUUUCCUCAAGCUUUUCUUUAUUUUUGAAAGAUGUGUAAAGAACUGCAGAUAUAUCUUCUGCUGUAAAUUGUGAUCUUUUAUUUGGUAUCCAAAACCUAUUGAAGUUUAAUUUGUGCU
Messenger RNA from Ananas comosus (pineapple), 1726 nucleotides. Its product is annotated as aspartyl protease family protein At5g10770. The transcript is spliced from 3 exons. Gene Ontology annotation, biological process: proteolysis. Gene Ontology annotation, molecular function: aspartic-type endopeptidase activity. Bases 44 to 1522 code for a protein of 492 amino acids. The record is from RefSeq and is a predicted model, not a curated record. NCBI's taxonomy places the organism in Eukaryota, Viridiplantae, Streptophyta, Magnoliopsida, Poales, Bromeliaceae.